Ipomoea nil (Japanese morning glory) is the source of this 837-nucleotide messenger RNA. RefSeq lists its product as uncharacterized. Bases 1 to 837 code for a protein of 278 amino acids. The record is from RefSeq and is a predicted model, not a curated record. Lineage: Eukaryota; Viridiplantae; Streptophyta; Magnoliopsida; Solanales; Convolvulaceae. The transcript is spliced from 3 exons.
AUGGGAGAAGGUAGCUUGGAACCGUGGUUCCUCUCAGUGGUCUACGGCAGCCCCAACCUUCAAUUGCGAAGGAGGUUGUUCUCCGAUUUGUCAAGUCAGAUCUUUGGCAUACAAGGACCCUGGAUGUCAGUAGGAGACUACGACACGGCAGCCUCCCGGAGCGAAGUUAGCAAUCUAGAGACUUUCAAUUUGUCCAGAUGCUCGGAGUUCAACGAUUGGAUAUUCCGUGAAGGGUUGAUUGAUCUAGGAUUCACGGGUUCAAGCUUUACUUGGAUGAGGGGUGUAAAUACUACAACUUUCAAGGUGUUAACUGGAAAAAAGUUCAAGUUCAACUAUGCUUGGACUACACACCCCAAGUUCAUGGACCUUAUAAGACAGUAUUGGAUCCCAGGAGGGGACUUGGAGGCAAACACGGAGACUACGGCUACGGCCCUUCAAGACUGGAACAGGAGCGUCUUUGGGAAUAUUUUCCAAAGGAAAAAUUGCAUUUUGUCUAGGAUCAAUGGUGUGCAGCGCAGCUUGUGUAUCAAAGCUACCCCGAAUCUCUUGAGAUUAGAGAGAAAACUCCAGAUGGAACUAGAAGAAACUCUCUACCAAGAGGAGGUUCUUUGGUAUCAACGGUCAAGGGAUGAGUGGAUAACGUCUGGUGACCGAAAUACCUGGUACUAUCACAUGGCUACGAUGGUGAAGAACUGCAGCAGUAAAAUCAAUAAAUUGAAAGAUGACUUUGGUGAAUGGAUAACAGAGGAGGAGAGGAUUAGUGCUCAUGUGAGGAACUGCUAUACAAAGGAGUCAGUUCCAUUAGUUCAAGACUUAGAAACAAGUUUUCCAGUGUAA